Molecule: messenger RNA, 1207 nt
Organism: Frieseomelitta varia
Lineage: Eukaryota; Metazoa; Arthropoda; Insecta; Hymenoptera; Apidae
Gene: eIF1
Product: eukaryotic translation initiation factor eIF1
Exons: 3
Coding region: 163-495 (110 amino acids)
Biological process (GO): translational initiation
Cellular component (GO): eukaryotic 43S preinitiation complex
Molecular function (GO): translation initiation factor activity; ribosomal small subunit binding; RNA binding
Source: RefSeq, a predicted model, not a curated record
GCAACUUUUACUUCCGGUUGACUUCAGCUUCUGCACAAGGUUUUUUGGGUAUAGCAGUAUUCUUGCGUGGUGCUUCUGUUAUCCUACAUCAUCCGUGAGUUUUCUCAGCUGCAUUUGCACUUUGCAGUUCUAUAUCUCCCGGGGAUAUAUUUUGUUUGUCGUAUGUCCAUCCAGAAUCUCAACACAUUCGACCCCUUUGCAGAUGCAAUCAAGGGUUCAGAUGAUGAUGUCCAAGACGGUCUCGUGCAUAUAAGGAUUCAACAACGAAAUGGUCGUAAGACCUUAACAACAGUACAAGGACUUUCAUCUGAAUAUGACUUGAAGAAAAUAGUGAGAGCAUGUAAAAAGGAGUUCGCCUGCAAUGGGACAGUAAUCGAACACCCGGAGUACGGAGAGGUGUUGCAGCUGCAGGGGGACCAGCGAGAAAAUAUAUGCCAGUGGCUAACAAAGUCGGGUCUGGCCAAACCUGACCAACUCAAAGUCCAUGGUUUUUAACUAGCAAACACCCAUGCCACUAUCUAAGAACACUCCACCUUCAUCAACACCUUAUCAUCUUAAAUUAUUUGUAUCAGUCACUAAUACUUGUUGAUACAUCGUGAGAUAUCCUAUUAUAUACACAUAUAUAUUUCAAUAAAAAAUAUAUAACAGUAACGAUAUAGGCACAAUAUUCUAAUCAGACAUUUGUAAGAUUGUAGGAAGCAAUAUUUUACAGCCUUAUGUUAGGUGUAAUCCACUAAACUCAUCACAUUUUAAAGUAGUAGCGAUAACUAAUUAGUGAUUUGAGAAAAUACUUAUACAAGGAAUAGAUACAAAUAGCAACGGAUGGCUCUUUUUUUUGGGAUUAGGUAGUAUGUAUCUUGGCGCUAUAGAUGUGUUCAGAGAAAGAAGAGGGAGAGAGAGAUAUAUAUAUAAAAAAAAAGUUAUUUUAGGUCCCAGAUUGGCUUAUUGUGUGUAGUGCUGAAUGCUUAGUUUUGUUUAUAAUAAGGGAACAGGCCUGGUUUUUUUACAUUGUCAUCUCCAAGUUAUGUGCCUUUAAUUCCAUAUUAAUUGUAUUAUUUAUUGAAAAGAUUGUCAUUUAUUGUAAUGAAUUUAUUUUGAGGGAGAAUUGCCAAUUUUUUCUUUUUUUGAACCAGUAUUGACAACGUAAAAAUAACAAUUGUUUUAAAUAAAAAUGUGGCUGUUCUAAAUAAAUGGUAAUUCACCACUA